Messenger RNA from Perognathus longimembris pacificus (Pacific pocket mouse), 1966 nucleotides. It is a transcript of the gene Ptprr, whose product is annotated as protein tyrosine phosphatase receptor type R. Lineage: Eukaryota; Metazoa; Chordata; Mammalia; Rodentia; Heteromyidae. The coding region runs from base 69 to 1424 and encodes 451 amino acids. The record is from RefSeq and is a predicted model, not a curated record. The transcript has 11 exons. Gene Ontology annotation, biological process: protein dephosphorylation. Gene Ontology annotation, molecular function: protein tyrosine phosphatase activity.
UCAGAGGAAGGAGAGCUUCAGAAACAUUUCCUCAGCACAGAAGAGAACAGAACAGAACUCUCUCACCUAUGAAUCAGAAAAAUGUUUUGCAAGGGCAGCAUGAAGCGGACAAAAUCUGGAGCAAAGAAGGAUUCUAUGCUGUUGUCAUUUUUGUCAGCAUCUUUGUUAUUAUAGUAACAUGUUUGAUGAUUCUUUACAGAUUAAAAGAAAGGUUUCAGCUUUCCUUGAGACAAGAUAAAGAGAAAAACCAGGAGAUCCACCUAUCACCCAUUGCAUUACAGCCUACACAGUCUGAGGCCAAGGCAAACCACAGCAUGGUCCAGCCUGAGCAGGCCCCCAAGGUACUCAGUGUUGUUAUAGAUCCUCAAGGCCGAUGCACUCCUGAGAUCAAAGCUACCACCUGUACCUCUGUCUGCCCUUCUCCUUUCAAAAUGAAGCCCAUAGGACUUCAGGAGAGACGAGGGUCCAAUGUAUCUCUUACAUUGGACAUGAGUAGCCUAGGGAAUGUGGAACCACUUGUGGCUGUACCAACACCACGAGAGAAGGUAGCUAUGGAGUACCUGCAAUCAGCCAGUCGAAUUCUGACAAGGUCACAACUGAAGGAUGUCGUGGCAAGUUCACAUUUACUCCAAAGCGAAUUCAUGGAAAUACCGAUGAAUUUUGUGGAUCCCAAAGAAAUUGACAUUCCACGUCAUGGAACUAAAAAUCGUUAUAAGACCAUCUUGCCAAAUCCACUCAGCAGAGUGUGUUUGAGACCAAAAAACUUAACGGACUCACUAAGCACCUACAUUAAUGCAAAUUAUAUUAGAGGAUACAGUGGCAAGGAGAAAGCAUUCAUUGCCACCCAGGGCCCUAUGAUCAACACUGUGAAUGACUUCUGGCAGAUGGUUUGGCAGGAAGACAGCCCUGUGAUUGUUAUGAUCACAAAACUCAAAGAAAAAAAUGAGAAAUGUGUGCUGUACUGGCCAGAAAAGAGGGGGAUCUAUGGAAAGGUGGAGGUGCUGGUUAUCAGUGUUAAUGAAUGUGAUAACUACACAGUGAGAAACCUCGUCUUAAAGCAAGGAAGUCACACCCAGCAUGUGAAGCAUUACUGGUACACCUCAUGGCCGGAUCACAAGACUCCAGACAGCGCCCAGCCCCUCCUACAGCUAAUGCUGGAUGUGGAAGAAGACAGACUGGCUUCUGAGGGCCGAGGGCCUGUGGUGGUCCACUGCAGUGCAGGGAUCGGUAGAACUGGGUGUUUUAUUGCUACAUCCAUUGGUUGUCAGCAGUUAAAAGAAGAAGGAGUGGUUGAUACAUUAAGCAUUGUCUGCCAGCUCCGUGUGGACAGGGGUGGAAUGGUCCAAACCAGUGAGCAGUAUGAAUUUGUGCACCAUGCUCUAUGCCUGUAUGAGAGCAGACUUUCGGAAGAAACUGUGCAGUGAUCUACUGAAGACAACUGGAUCAUCAGUCUAUUGGGGGUGAUGAAUCAAAUUACCCCUAUUUGAGGCUUCUGGAAGAAGCUUCCUGUGACAGGGAGACAGAGGAGCUCUGAAACCAACCUGUGGCAUGGAUUGUGGGAAACCUGGCAACCUACUCAAAAUUGCCAACCUCUUGUGUACAUUAAUGCAUUUGUAAGCAUCCCUGAGUUAUUUUGAAGGUCCUAUGCUGAUUGAGGUAUGAUAGAUGUCUCACACAGCCUAAGGUGGAUUUUGUUUUGUCUGUAUUGGGUACUAACCACAUAGAAUGUAUGUGUGUAUGUGUUAUAGGGUGAUCUCCAUCAUGAAAUGAUGACUGGGGGGUGCUUCUGAAGACAUCCUUAUUAUAUGUUUAAAUGCUCUCAUGUCUGUAAAGUCUGUCUCGUGAAUGGACAGUCAACUGUUCCACUGUUCCCAUUUUAAGUGCUAUUACGUAUCUCAGUUACCAGAAUCUUGCUGCUAAAAUUGCAAGUGAUUGAUCAUGGAUUUUUAACAAAUAAGUUUUUCUU